GCAGUGGGGAGAAGCGACAAGGUAGGCUGUCACUCUGCAAAAGCUGCUCAGAGCAGACUCUCCUCUGAAAAGCAGCGUUCCUUUUCAGAAAGACUGGCUCUAAAGGCUGCCUGGAGACAAGAAGCCUUCAGUAUGCUGAAUUACUUUCAUUACGUAUUUUCAGAUGCCUAUUGACUCCACAGUAGGAAGAGUGAGGGACUGCAGCCGAGAAGCCGUACUGUUGCCCGUUCUAUACAUUAGCGGACUGCUGAAACAAUGGCACAGGACAGACACAUUCUCAUUAAGGUCAUUCUGGAGAGGUUUUUAUGACCCUCUUCCCUGAGCCCUCUACUAACAAAUGAACAAAAUGAAACAAUCAAAACUGGAAAUGCUUCAGCUACAACAAGAAGUGGUCAAAUCUUUAGCAGAGGGCCCACAACUAAUCCCAUAUAUACAACUGACGAUAUGAAGAACGCAACUGCCUGAGAAGCUCUCUAGCUCUCUGAACCACAAACUGCUAGAUAUUCUUGUAACACAGGACUUUUAAGGAGCUAAGGAGUUAAUGCCUCGGAUUAGCUUGGCUGGAACGUAACAAGCUGACAGCAUCCCGUGAAGAUGCUACACAGAAUAACCACGAAAAGGAAAAAAAAAUAGAAUUGUAAAAGCCUAAAGACCACGGGAAAAUGUUUUAAAAGGGAAGAUCUAGCACUUUAACACAGCAGAAUUAUGGACACUAUUGGAUUCUGCAGGAACCCGUGAAGCAAAACCUUCAAAGGGAAAACAGCAUGACAUAUCAGUAAGCAAACGAAGCUUUAGCAAGUGUUUUCUGUACUAUCCAGAUAUUCACAGCAAUUGAUUUGACUAAUAGAGUUUUCCAUCUGAGCUUUAUGACCAAUUAUGUAUCCUCUUCUAAUGAGAACAAACCAAAUUAAAUAGCAGAUGGUUUUUAUCAAAAGAGCAUGUACUGGAUUUAUAAUAUAAAGCAAAUUAUGUGAUCAAGAAAUCAUUUUGAAAUAAUGAGAACUGCUGCAGAAACAGACUGCAAACAAAUGGAUAUCUAAAUGCAUUUUAGAAGCUAGAGACAUUAUGUUUCCUUUUCUGUUUUCACAUACUCUGGAAAACAAAGAGACACAACCUAUAUUCUUUCAAAAAGGAAGUGUAAUUUCUAUCAUUUGAUGAAGUUUCAUUUGUCCAUGACUUUCUGAGGAGGAAAAAAAAACCACGAAAAUUGUGUGCUGUUCUUUAGAAAUCCAUCAGCCAACUAAAUCUCACAAUUUGUACAGCUGAAGUACUCAAAUAACAAAAGAAUGAAUUCCUGCAAGACAUGAAAUAAAACACACUGUUAUCAGGGAAAAAAUUCAUGUCAAAAUUGUCAAUGACAUCAUGUAUCAAUUUGUGGAAAACUACCAUGGUGAGCCAAAAGGCCCAUAAGGCAACAGCAAACAGGGGAAACACCAACUGUUCCAAAAGAAUGUGUUUUUCUCCUGUUCUGGGAAUCAACAUGCAGUCUGAAUCAAACAUUACAGUGCGAGAUGACAUUGAGGGCAUCGACGCCAAUAUGUACCAACCACUAUCAUACCCAUUAAGCUUUCAAGUGUCUCUCACUGGAUUUCUCAUGUUAGAAAUUGUGCUGGGACUUGGCAGCAACCUUACUGUAUUGGUACUUUACUGCAUGAAAUCCAACUUAAUCAACUCAGUCAGUAACAUUAUUACAAUGAAUCUCCAUGUACUUGAUGUAAUAAUCUGUGUGGGAUGUAUUCCUCUAACUAUAGUGAUCCUUCUGCUCUCACUGGAGAGUAACACUGCUCUCAUCUGCUGUUUCCAUGAAGCCUGUGUUUCCUUUGCAAGUGUUUCGACAGCAAUCAACGUUUUUGCUAUCACUCUGGACAGAUACGACAUCUCUGUAAAACCUGCAAACAGAAUUCUGACAAUGGGCAGAGCUGUAAUGCUAAUGACAUCCAUUUGGAUUUUUUCUUUCUUCUCAUUCCUGAUUCCCUUCAUUGAAGUAAAUUUUUUCAGUCUUCAAAGUGGAAACGCGUGGGAAAACAAGACACUGCUGUGUGUCAGCACAAGUGAGUACUACACUGAGCUGGGGAUGUAUUAUCACCUUCUGGUUCAGAUCCCCAUCUUCUUCUUCACAGUUGUAGUGAUGCUCAUCACAUACACCAAGAUACUUCAGGCUCUUAACAUUCGAAUAGGCACCAGAUUCUCAACAGGGCAGAAGAAGAAAGUUCGGAAGAAAAAGACAAUCUCUCUAACCACACACGAGACCACAGACAUGUCACAGAGCAGUGGUGGGAGAAACGUGGUUUUUGGUGUGAGAACUUCAGUCUCUGUCAUAAUCGCCCUCCGGCGCGCUGUGAAGCGCCACCGGGAACGACGAGAACGGCAGAAAAGAGUCUUCAAGAUGUCUUUAUUGAUUAUUUCUACAUUUCUUCUCUGUUGGACACCAAUUUCUGUUUUAAAUACCACAAUUUUAUGUUUAGGCCCAAGUGACCUUUUAGUAAAAUUAAGAUUGUGUUUUCUAGUCAUGGCUUAUGGAACCACUAUAUUCCACCCUCUCUUGUAUGCAUUCACCAGACAAAAAUUUCAAAAGGUCUUAAAAAGCAAAAUGAAAAAACGAGUUGUUUCCAUAGUUGAAGCUGAUCCCAUGCCUAACAAUGCUGUAAUACACAACUCAUGGAUAGAUCCUAAGAGAAAUAAAAAGGUUACCUAUGAGGACAGUGAAAUAAGGGAGAAAUGUUUAGUACCUCAGGUUGUCACAGACUAGGGAGAAGUCUAAGCUUCACCAAAUCUACAUUCAGAAGAGUUUUAAAUUUAAAUUGUAAAAACUGAUUACUGCCAAAUGUAAGAGAAAAACAUUCUCAGUAUUGGUUAUGUUGUAAAUUUUCAAUGUGAAUGUCAAUUAGAUUAGGUCAUAUAUACUCAAUUUCUUCAUUAUUUAAUGUAUUUGUUGCAUGGCAGUUUGUUAAAAGUAAUAUCAUGUGUAUAUUGUCAAUAUUAUGUCCAUCAGAAGAUACUCAUGUAAGUCAUAUUUUCUAAAGAAUAAAUACAUAGCCUUAAAACAGUGUAUAACUUUAAAAUGUAACUGACACAGGUAUCUACAUUUUUAAAUGUAUGAAACCUAUUAUUUCUAAGCCACAACCUAGAUAUAUUUAUAUGAGAAGUUGCAUAAAAUUUAACACAAAAAUUAUAAUCAGAACAAUCAAGGGAAGAUUUUCUGUACCACUAUGUUAUAUUUCUGUUAUGAUAAACUUGUUAUUAUAUUUUAACAAAAAUAAUGAACUAUAUAUAAACCUUAUUCUUUCUUAUAUAUAACACUUAUGUGGGCAACCAUAGACUAUAUUAGUAUUUUAAAACCAUGAACCAAUUAAUAAAUCAAUUCUGUAUAUGCACACAAAAUUAGGGAAAUUUUUCUAGUUCAAGCUUAUUAUAUAAAAAGAUUGAAUUCUAUUACAAGGAUGAUAUGCCUGUAAUACAAAUGAACCAACAAUAAAGGGAGGGAAGAAA
Messenger RNA from Microtus ochrogaster (prairie vole), 3489 nucleotides. RefSeq names its product G protein-coupled receptor 22 (gene Gpr22). Gene Ontology annotation, cellular component: plasma membrane. The record is from RefSeq and is a predicted model, not a curated record. Gene Ontology annotation, molecular function: peptide binding; G protein-coupled receptor activity. NCBI's taxonomy places the organism in Eukaryota, Metazoa, Chordata, Mammalia, Rodentia, Cricetidae. Gene Ontology annotation, biological process: cellular response to hormone stimulus; G protein-coupled receptor signaling pathway.